Messenger RNA from Pneumocystis jirovecii RU7, 813 nucleotides. RefSeq lists its product as uncharacterized. Gene Ontology annotation, cellular component: actin cortical patch; F-actin capping protein complex. Gene Ontology annotation, biological process: actin cytoskeleton organization; barbed-end actin filament capping. NCBI's taxonomy places the organism in Eukaryota, Fungi, Ascomycota, Pneumocystomycetes, Pneumocystales, Pneumocystaceae. Gene Ontology annotation, molecular function: actin filament binding. The record is from RefSeq and is a predicted model, not a curated record. The transcript is spliced from 6 exons. The coding region runs from base 1 to 813 and encodes 270 amino acids.
AUGGUGGCUUCUAUUUAUCAUUUAAUUGAAAAUUCUCCUCCAGGAGAAGUUAAUGAUGUACUUAAUGAUAUUCGUAUUCUUACCAACAAUGAUAAAACUUUUUUUGAAGAAAUUCUUCCAUCUCUUACAAAAUAUAAUAUGGAACAAUUUACAAAUGUCAGAAUUCCAGGUUCAGAUAGUGAAACUAUUGUUAGUAAAUUUAAUUCAAAUGAAGAUGGAUGGUUUUUUGAUCCUAUCUUAAAAAAAUCUUUUCAGUUUGAUCAUAUAAAUCUUAAAGUAUUAGAUGUCAAGUCGUAUGAAACAGAUAUGAAAGUGAUAGAAAAAAUAACUGGUCUUCAAAAGCCACUUUUGGCAUAUUUGUCUGAACAUUUUCCAUCUAAUGUCAACUAUGGUAUUUUUCCUUGCAAAAAUGACAUAUAUAAUAUUAUUAUUGUUGGAAAUAAGUACAAUCCUGUUAACUUUUGGAAUGGACGCUGGCGUUCUUUCUAUCAGUUUUCAGAAUCUUCUCUUACUAUUACAGGAACAUUGUUAAUUGAUGUUCAUUAUUAUGAAGAUGGCAAUGUGUGUCUAACAACAAGGCAAACGCUUUCUUUUGAGGCUAAAAGCUUAGAUUGCUAUGAUAUUAUAACAGCAAUUGCAGCAGAAGAAAAAAAGUAUCAAGAAGAACUUAAUACAGCGUUUAGCGGAUUGAAUGACUAUGAUUUUAAAAGUCUUAGGCGUCAACUGCCAAUGACAAAACAAAAAAUGAACUGGGAAAACAUAAACACUUUGAAAAUAGGACAAGAUGUGACUGGAAGAAGUCAGACAUAUUAA